AUUUUGGCGAGAUAUAUAUAUAUAUAUAUAAAUGCAUUCACUUGGGAGUUGAGAACUAGACGCAGUGAUUAUUCAUUUCAUAACUCAUAGCAGCAGGAAGUAAUAGAUAGAUUAGCAGUUCGGUGACAUCGGCGCCACGCCAUGAGAAAGAGGGCAAGAACCAGCCUUGACACCGCCGUCGUCGAUCUCUGGAAACGAGAGGUCGGCGACCUCUCCACCAGAAACUUCGCUCACCGUCUUGCUGCAUCUGAGGAUCUUGUGCUUCGUCUUGACAUCUUUGGGAAGCUGGAUAAACACAGAGGUUGUGUGAACACAGUUAACUUUAAUGCUGAUGGAGACAUUCUCAUAUCGGGUUCGGAUGACAGGAGAGUGAUAUUGUGGGAUUGGGAAGGUGGGAAUGUUAGACUGUCAUUCCAUUCAGGCCAUCACAACAAUGUCUUCCAAGCAAAAAUCAUGCCAUACACUGAAGAUAGAAGCAUUGUAACUUGUGCUGCUGACGGACAGGUUAGACAUGCUCAGAUACUGGAGCGUGGAAAAGUGGAGACUAGGCUCCUGGCUAAGCAUCACGGACGAGCUCAUAAGCUGGCCAUUGAACCUGGAAGCCCGCAUAUAGUUUAUACCUGUGGUGAAGAUGGAUUAGUUCAGCAUAUUGACCUGAGGACUGGAGUUGCUACAGAACUUUUUACAUGCCAACCUAUUAGGGAAAGGAGUUUCCUGUCAGUUGUUCAACUAAAUGCAAUUGCAAUAAAUCCAAGAAAUCCCAAUUUAUUUUCUGUUGCUGGAGCAGAUGAAUUUGCUCGACUUUAUGAUAUUCGCAAAUAUAAAUGGAAUGAAUCAACUGAUUUUGGUCAGCCUGUUGACUUCUUUUGUCCCACUCAUUUACGUGGUGAUAAGCAUGUAGGGAUAACUGGAUUGGCAUUCUCAGACCAGAGUGAACUUCUCGUGUCCUACGCUGAUGAGUUCAUUUAUCUUUUUUCGAAGGAUAUGGGACUGGGACCUCACCCAGUACCACCUUCUCCUGUGUCCAGCAGUAGUGAUGGUACUGAAAUGGGUAAUGAUCACCGGACAAGUUCAUUUCCAGCAGACAUGGAUGCUGAUGCUCUAGCUGGUCCCCAAGUUUUCAAGGGGCACAGGAACUGUGACACAGUUAAGGGUGUGAACUUCUUUGGUCCUAAGUGUGAAUAUGUGGUGAGCGGAUCAGAUUGUGGGAGAAUAUUCAUAUGGAAGAAGAAAGAUGGGGAGCUUAUUCGGGUUAUGGAAGCUGAUAAGGAUGUCGUAAAUUGUAUUGAGCCUCAUCCUCAUACCAUGGUGCUAGCUAGCAGUGGAAUUGAGAGUGACAUAAAACUAUGGACUCCAAAAGCCCUUGAAAGGGCUACUUUGCCGACAAACAUUGAAAAGGUACUAAUUCCUGGUCGAAUUCAUUUCUUCCCCAUUGGCGGAUAUGAAGAUGACAGUGACGAUGAUGACGAGGAGUAUUUCUAUUAUGAUGGUGGUGAUAGUGAGGACUUUAGUGAUGAUUAUGAGGAAGAAGAGGAAGAGGAUGAUGAAGAUUCUGUGGUUGAUAAUGAUGAUGAUGUUGAUUGUGAGUCAGUGGAUGUUGAGGAUGAAGAUUCUGUGGGUGAUAGUGAUGAUGAUGUUGGUUGUGAAUCAGUGGAUGUUGAGGAUGAAGAUGGUGAAGAUGAGGAGUUUUAUGACAGUAUAAUUGACGAUUGUGAUGGUUCUUUUGACACUAUUAAUGAGGAUGAGGAUGAGGAUGAUGAGUUUGGUGAUUCUGAUGAUGAUGACUGGCUGUGAUGGGAAAGAAGCGUAUGCAAUGAUUAUAGUUGUAUAGACACUUGGUGAUGAUGAUCACUGUUGCUGAUGAUUUUGUACUUUCUGUUUCCAGCGGAGGCCCAAGAAUCGGCGCUGGAUGUAUCAUCUGGCUUCUCCAGAGGACCUGAUGUUGCAGUUGAUUUCCCUGCAAAGGCGGAGGACAAGCCCUGAGCGUGGAGGAGAGAAUUCAGAUGUGGGGCGGGAGCUGCUACAGCUUAUUUUGUCAUUGAAUGGGAACAGCGAAGGUUCCUCUGAUGAUGGUGGGGAUACAACCAGUGCUGAAGAUUGUCUCAAUUGAGCCAUCUUAAAGCAAAAACCUUAUGGCCUGCAACAGAAAUUGUACAUAACUUAGUGAAUAAGUUGAAACAUUUUAAGGUAUACUGUUUUGCAUCAUUUGCUUGUUCUCAUGUUUAUCUCUCGUUUUCUUCCCACUUGGUUUCUCUUAUAUGUUUGCUACUGUCCCUGGAAUUGAAUUAUUUAGAAUGAUCCUGUGGAUACAUAGGAAGCUACAAAAGUAAAAGCAGCAAAUGCCUGUUUUUGCAUA
Molecule: messenger RNA, 2356 nt
Organism: Coffea arabica (coffee)
Lineage: Eukaryota; Viridiplantae; Streptophyta; Magnoliopsida; Gentianales; Rubiaceae
Cellular component (GO): Cul4-RING E3 ubiquitin ligase complex; cytoplasm
Molecular function (GO): protein binding
Source: RefSeq, a predicted model, not a curated record